UGAGAGAGAGGAGAGGGAUUCUUCAGCAGGAUUUCAGGGGUGAAGGACUGCUUCCUGUAAGCGUUCAAAAUGCCGGUCAUAAAUGUGGAGGAUCUGACAGAUAAGGACAAGGCUGUGAUGGAAGUAAACCAGCUUAAACUUGAAGUCAAACUCGAGAGGUGGUUGACAUCUAAAUGCUGUGAGGAAAUCAAGGACUAUAUUCAGGCUCUAGUGGAGGAGGACAUCCUCGUCAAAGGCAUAUCAGAGGAGAAGAACCCCUUCAAGGAGAAAGGUGGCUGUGUCAUCUGCUAGACUGGACCUAAGGAGCUUUUCAUAUCUCAGAUUAGUACCCAAGGACGUUCACCCAGCCCUUGUAAAAUGGAUUUGCAGACUGAGAUGACUAGAAGGACACAAUAAAGAAAACAUUUAUGAUUUCCCAAGUAAAACAAUUCUUCAUCUUGGGGCCAGAUUUGUAGCCUUCUAAUACUUUUUUUUAAAUUUUUCUUUU
Molecule: messenger RNA, 487 nt
Organism: Pundamilia nyererei
Lineage: Eukaryota; Metazoa; Chordata; Actinopteri; Cichliformes; Cichlidae
Gene: gngt1
Product: guanine nucleotide binding protein (G protein), gamma transducing activity polypeptide 1
Exons: 3
Coding region: 70-291 (73 amino acids)
Biological process (GO): G protein-coupled receptor signaling pathway
Cellular component (GO): heterotrimeric G-protein complex
Molecular function (GO): G-protein beta-subunit binding
Source: RefSeq, a predicted model, not a curated record